AUCCAUUGUCGCUACCAUGUCGCAAUGCCUGUUUCAAUCCCAGCCGCACAUGGCAAAUCACCUCCCCGGUCCAGCAGUAUGCAAGAGUCGGAGAAGAGCAGGGAGAGGCACUCGUGCGCAGGAUGCAUUCGACGGAAGAGUAUAGAACUGUCUUGAGAAAGAGGGGGAACUCGGCCAUACUGUUUGGACUGGAAAGGGAAACUGCGGUCUGAUGGCUGGGGAGACGGAGCGGCACACGCACAUGGGCGAUAUGGACUCAAAAUUGCCUUCGUACUGUCAGAGCAAUGCUGACUUUCGCAGCUUCCAAUACAUCAUCCGUUUGUUGAACACAAACGUCGAUGGCAAGCAGAAGGUCAUGUACGCCUUGACCAAGAUCACGGGUGUCGGUCGCCGAUACUCCAACUUGGUCUGCAAGAAGGCCGAUGUUGAUCUCACCAAGCGCGCCGGUGACCUCACCUCCGAAGAGCUCGAGCGCAUCGUCACCAUCAUCCAGAACCCCCUCCAGUACAAGAUCCCCACCUGGUUCCUCAACAGGCAGCGCGACAUUGUCGAUGGCAAGAACAGCCAGAUCCUGGCCAACGGUGUUGCCUCCAAGCUCCGUGAAGACCUUGAGCGCCUGAAGAAGAUCCGUGCUCACCGUGGUCUCCGCCACUACUGGGGUCUCCGUGUGCGCGGUCAGCACUCCAAGACGACCGGUCGCCGCGGUCGAACCGUCGGUGUGUCCAAGAAGAAGGGAUAAAGGUUUUCGCUUGCGCUGGGCAGCUGGGGCUGGAACACGCCUUUACGAAAUGGGUGGUGCACUUACGGUGUUUAUCAAAGGCUUUCAUUGGCUUUCACGUUUACACUUCAUGCGGCAAUGCACGAUAUGGGGUGAAAUGAUGCGGCACGGUUAGGGUUGGCCGAAUACAGCCUGUACCAAAAUCACACAUUCAAAUUUCGACUUGUUCCAAGAAUGGUUUGACGCAUCGUAUCGACUGCCGAUAGGCAGAGUUGCAUCACGAUGCUCGCUUUGCGGCGCUCGGCCCGGCUAGUGAUUGACAAAUGAAGACGAUGGUCGGCUGUGUGGCCACACCAUACUCACCACGU
Molecule: messenger RNA, 1086 nt
Organism: Exserohilum turcica Et28A
Lineage: Eukaryota; Fungi; Ascomycota; Dothideomycetes; Pleosporales; Pleosporaceae
Exons: 2
Coding region: 212-739 (175 amino acids)
Biological process (GO): translation
Cellular component (GO): ribosome; small ribosomal subunit; cytosol
Molecular function (GO): structural constituent of ribosome; RNA binding
Source: RefSeq, a predicted model, not a curated record